AUGAGUCAUGAUGAUAUUAAGAUUGAUGAACUGGUUGUAACUAAGCUUUUCCGUAACUUAAAUGCUUGUAAAUCUAGUGGACCUGAUGGCAUCUUUAGUAAGAUUUUAAAGGAAUGUGCUAAGGAACUUUCCCCUCCCUUCCAAAGGUUAUUUCAGAGUUCAAUUGAUGCAUCUUAUGUACCAAAGUUAUGGGAAAAAAUUAUAAUCUCGCCUAUUGCUAAGAAACCAAACCAAAAAGAAAUGAAUGAUUUGCGGUCUAUUGCCUUAACCAGUGUUCCUAUAAAAUGUCUAGAAAAGGUUGUUAAGGGGCAAAUCUUUGAAAACGUUAAAAAUGAUCUUGAUGACUAUCAAUUUGCUUAUCGUUCAGAUAGAAGUGUUGAGGAUGCCGUUCUCACUCUUCCAAAUGGCAUCUAUGAGCACCUUGAUGAUCGAAGUGUUAACUGUGUUAAAAUUGUAUUCAUUGACUUUGCUAGUGCCUUCAAUACGACGCAACCGCAUGUUUUAGCACGUAAACUAAUCGACCUUAAGGUGAAUCCAAUACUUAUUUAA
Messenger RNA from Anneissia japonica, 549 nucleotides. RefSeq lists its product as uncharacterized. Bases 1 to 549 code for a protein of 182 amino acids. The record is from RefSeq and is a predicted model, not a curated record. NCBI's taxonomy places the organism in Eukaryota, Metazoa, Echinodermata, Crinoidea, Comatulida, Comatulidae. The transcript has a single exon.